This is a messenger RNA of Hemicordylus capensis (graceful crag lizard), 1629 nucleotides long. RefSeq names its product MAPK regulated corepressor interacting protein 1 (gene MCRIP1). NCBI's taxonomy places the organism in Eukaryota, Metazoa, Chordata, Lepidosauria, Squamata, Cordylidae. The record is from RefSeq and is a predicted model, not a curated record. The coding region runs from base 233 to 634 and encodes 133 amino acids. The transcript is spliced from 5 exons.
GGGGCGAGCGGGGUCGCGAACCCGCCCCAUGGCGGAACCCCAGGCCGCGGCCCUCAUUAACCGACUCCCGUGGAGCCGUCCGCUCUUAUUCCUCUCGGCCUAGCGUGAUGCCAAGACCACGUCGGUCCUGCUGUAGUUCUCGGACGGAGGGGCGCACCACUGUCUAGGGAGCUGUGGCUCCUCGCUCCUUUCUCCCCCUAUCCCCGGCCUGGAAACUUGGCUUCCCAUUCCCAUGGACGGGGACAGACAGGCCAGCCCGGGGUUGGGGGUGUCGAGGGACGCAUCUGAGUCGCCAACCCACACAUCCAGUGCCUGGGCCAGCGCUGGACAAGAGGUAGCCAUGACAAGCUCCCCUGUCUCCAGAGUUGUUUACAAUGGCAAGAGGAACAGCAGCCCUCGCUCCCCAAGCAACAGCAGUGAGAUCUUCACUCCUGCACAUGAGGAGAAUGUGCGCUUCAUUUAUGAAGCAUGGCAGUGUGUGGAGCGGGAUCUCCGCAGCCAAAUGGCAGGUGGUGAACGGGGCCUUGUGGAGGAGUAUGUGGAGAAGACUCCAAACCCCAGUCUGAAGGCAUUCAAACCUGUUGACUUGAGUGACCUAAAGCGGCGGAACACACAAGAUGCUAAGAAAUCCUAAGGUGCCCUGGCCGGUCCAGCCCCAAGCGCUGGUGUGUGGCCAUUGGUACAUGAAUUUGAUGACUUUGUGUUGGUUUCCUCCUUUGGUCUGGAUUGUGCCUGGGGCUGGCUCUGAAUUUCCUAGGAAGGGGUAGGCUUUCUGCCUUUCCUUCACAGCACCCCCUGGCCUGGGCUGCCUGCCUUCAUUCUACAAUUGGGCCCAGGAAUUUUCCUAUUCCCUUAGUAAAUGACAUUUUACUCUGAUGGUGGCCAAGAGGCUAGUGUGUUUGUCCUGUCCAUCUAGGAGUGUGAAAAAAGACAGAAGAAUCAGAACAACCAGACCUAGUCUUUUCCUAUACCCCUCUCAAAGCCCAGCCCUUCUUUGGGAGAGGCUGAGAGAGGAUGAUGAAACAGAAGCAAUAAAGGUUUCUGUAGUCCACCCUAUCAAUACAUGGAAUUUAGGUGGAUACAGUACAAUACCUAUAUUGCUACCAGUAUCCUCAUACAAUACCUGAGCUUUGGAUCUGGUGGAUGAAGGGUGUUGUGCUACCAUCUCUGUAUGUAUAUGUUCAGGCCCUUGGGACAGUGAUGGGGAAGAGCAGAAAAUGGACUGAGGUGCAAAGUCCCUCAAGGGCAACCUCUCUUGGGAUUUUGUUGCAUAGGACAAAACUGAGUGGUCUCCCUUAACCUAUGCUAAGAAGGUGCUCUGACUUCUGUUGUCUCUACGCUCUGCUGACUUGUAGCCCCAGCCAGGGGGCAGGUGGCAUUUCUGAGCUAGCCCCAGAGCCCAGCCCCGUGCCCCAGCAGGGCUGGGGACAGCCUUGGUGUGUGCUGGGCAUUGACAGAUAGUGGCACUGUCCAUGCUUGUUGCUAGCCCGGGCAUUGAUGUCGGGGAUCCUGCCCCAGGGUGGGUAGGCAAGGGGCAUGGUGGCUGUUCCUUUCCCUUUGUUAUGUCCCCUCUUGGUCUGUGUCUGUCCUUAAGGAGUGUUGUAAAUAAAAGCUGGUUAGUCAUUUUGA